UCAUUUUUUCCCUUUCUGGCAAAGUCGAAAAUGGCGCUAAUAGCUCUGUUCGUUUCCGCAACCAAGCUCGCCGGAAUCUUGGUUACAGUCACCGUUGCCGCUAACGCCUUCACUUACUCUCGUUUUCGUCGCAAAAGCCUCCGCCCCUUCCACUCCCCUAUCGACGAGUCCUCCCACACACUCGCCGACUUCAAUGUCAACGAUGGUGAAAAUGAGUUUUUCUUUGGGCUGGCCACGGCACCUGCACAUGUUGAGGACAGAUUGGAUGAUGCUUGGCUUGAAUUUGCGGAGGAAAGUCCGUGCGAGAAAACGGAGGCAGGAGAUGAACCAGUGUUAGUAGAUUCCAUGAUUGGUACUGCUGGUGGUGAUGGUGGUUCACAGCCAAAAACAACUUCUUCAUCAACUUCUGAUAAAGUUAAUCAAGCAAGUAAGAAAAAGAAGCCUCUUAAAUUAGCUUUGGAAGCGAUGAUAAGAGGGUUUGAAAAGUAUAAAGAAGAAGAAGAUGAUGAUGAUGACUCUCCUGCUUCACAUGAAGAGUGCCAUCAUAAUGUAGCUGCAUGGCAUAAUGUCCCACACCCAGAGCAAAGGUUAAAGUUUUGGUCUGAACCAGAUACAGAACUGAAAUUAGCAAAAGAUACCGGUGUGAGUGUCUUUAGAAUGGGUAUAGAUUGGUCACGUAUUAUGCCUGAGGAGCCAGUGGAAAAUAUUAAAGAUACUGUUAAUUAUGCUGCUCUGGAGCGUUAUAAGUGGAUAAUUAACAGAGCACGGUCACACGGAAUGAAGGUUAUGCUGACUCUUUUCCAUCAUUCUCUGCCAUCAUGGGCUGGGAAAUAUGGUGGGUGGAAGCUGGAAAAAACGGUUGACUAUUUCAUGGAGUUUACCAGGCUCGUUGUUGACAGUGUAUCUGACAUAGUAGACUAUUGGGUAACAUUUAAUGAACCUCAUAUCUUCUGCAUGCUUACUUAUUGUGCGGGUGCUUGGCCUGGCGGUCAUCCUGAUAUGCUAGAGGUUGCAACUUCUGCAUUACCAAUGGGUGUAUACCAACAGGCUAUGAAUUGGAUAACUAUAGCACACUCGAAGGCCUAUGACUAUAUUCAUGAACGAAGCAUCUUACCGAAUCCAAUAGUUGGAGUUGCGCACCAUGUCUCAUUUAUGCGUCCAUACGGUCUGUUUGAUACUGCUGCUGUUUUACUGGGCAAUUCCAUGACUCUCUUCCCUUUCAUCGAUAGUAUUUCUGAGAAGUUGGAUUUUAUAGGCAUAAACUACUAUGGACAGGAAGUCUUGUGUGGUACUGGACUGAAGCUAGUAGAGACCGACGAAUAUAGUGAAUCUGGACGCGGGGUGUAUCCUGAUGGCUUGUAUCGCAUGCUGCUUCAGUAUCAUGAAAGAUACAAACAUUUGAAUGUACCUUUCAUUGUUACAGAAAAUGGAGUUGCAGAUGAGACAGAUUUGAUCCGCCAACCAUAUCUGAUAGAGCAUUUGCUAGCUAUUUACGCAGCCAUGCUCAAGGGUGUUCCUGUGCUAGGGUAUCUGUUUUGGACUAUUUCUGAUAACUGGGAAUGGGCAGAUGGAUAUGGUCCAAAGUUUGGACUUGUAGCUGUUGAUCGUGCAAAUUCUCUUGCAAGAGUACCGCGUCCUUCGUACCAUCUCUUUACCAAGAUAGUGACCACAGGUAAAAUUACACGAGAAGACAGAAGAAAUGCAUGGAACCAACUUCAUAGAGCUGCAAAGGAGAAGAAAACAAGACCCUUCUACCGAGCGGCUAAUAAGAAUGGUCUGAUGUAUGCAGGAGGACUUGAUGAACCCAUACAGCGACCUUAUGUGAAUCGUGACUGGCGAUUCGGACACUAUGAGAUGGAAGGUCUUCAUGACCCCUUAAGUUGCUUAUCAAAAUUCAUUCUUGGACCUUUAUCCCUCAUAAGGAAAAAGAAGCAUGAAGAAGAAGAAGAAGAAGAAGAUGAACCAUUGGUUCUUCAACCUCUUGAGCUUACUGUUUGAUUAUUUUACUGCUCAUAUCUCAUGCUUGACACUUAUUGCACUUUGAUUUUGUAACCAUUUGAAUUCGUCACCAUGCUAAAUGUGUGCUAAUUUAGUUAUUAUUACCCUUUCAAUUGCUUA
This is a messenger RNA of Humulus lupulus (European hop), 2118 nucleotides long. RefSeq names its product beta-glucosidase-like SFR2, chloroplastic. The record is from RefSeq and is a predicted model, not a curated record. The coding region runs from base 31 to 1998 and encodes 655 amino acids. The transcript has 10 exons. Gene Ontology annotation, biological process: carbohydrate metabolic process. Gene Ontology annotation, molecular function: beta-glucosidase activity. Lineage: Eukaryota; Viridiplantae; Streptophyta; Magnoliopsida; Rosales; Cannabaceae.